UUCCCAUUAUAUUUGUAGCCCUAACUUUUGCUACAAAAAGCUUCGUCUGAACUCUUUUUAACAUAUCAAUACAGGGCUCUAAAAGGGCGUGGCUCUUUUCCUCCCGACAACAGGAGAAUUUCUCCCUCCAGGUUUUUGUUGACUCCAUAUACUUUGAUUUCUCCCUAGUUUUCAGAACCAUGUUUGAGUCUACACUAGAAUUGAUCACUCAGGCUGCUUCCAAUUCUUUUGUGAUCUUCUGCUUUUGCAAUUUGAUCAUUGUCAUGAUCCUCGUGGGCUCAAAACCUGUCUUCAACUUUGAUCAAGAAAGGGAAAUUCCGAGGUCAAUGGUCAUCAACACACACACAAAGGUGAAAGAAGAUAUCCUGGCCAAGCCUUCUUCACUUGAUGGAAACGAGAUAUCAAUUGAUGACAGGAAUGUGUCAAUCACCCAGGAAGAACCCACCGGCGACGGUGACGAAGACGAUGGAGAAGAUGGAUAUGGAGAUGAAGAUGAUGAGCUGAGGAGAAGAUCUGAAGAAUUUAUCAACAAAAUCAAUCAUGGAUGGAGGACAGAAUCAUCAAGGCAUCAUGUUUAGCCUAGAAAUAGCUUGAUAGGAGUUUCUUAAUGGUUGGCCCAUAACUUAGAAACGUGACACUGCUAGAGGUUGUUAUGGUCAUCAUCUUUCCAGUGCUGUACAUAAUCGAAUAACGAUGACACAACUCACUGAGAAGAUCUUUGAUUGUACUGUUUGAAAGCAAUAUUACAAAAACUCACUGUUCAGAAAAAACUACUGUUCCAUUGCACUUUCUUUACUACCUUCCUAUGUUUUGGACAGUAGUUUAGUACAUAAAGUUUUAGAUUUCUUCUUUAGCA
Messenger RNA from Populus nigra (black poplar), 856 nucleotides. RefSeq lists its product as uncharacterized. The record is from RefSeq and is a predicted model, not a curated record. The transcript has a single exon. Bases 180 to 578 code for a protein of 132 amino acids. NCBI's taxonomy places the organism in Eukaryota, Viridiplantae, Streptophyta, Magnoliopsida, Malpighiales, Salicaceae.